AGUAGUGAAUUUUUCGUGGUUAACAAAAAAUUCCAAAGCACGCAUUUUGCGGCAAUUUUCGCAAAUUAACUUGAUUUUAAAUGCAUUUACAAGCACAAUAUUGCAUAAAAAAGAAACAUAUAAGAAAACGAGUCGAAUUGAAAUCUUGAAUACAACAAAGCGCUACAAAAUGUCUCGCGUAGUACGUCGCAAACAUGUGCUUAAGGAAAUGAUGGAAGAUGAUUUCGACUUGCCCACCGAGCAACAACAGAUUGUACGUGUGGUCAGCAGUCGUGGCAAUAAUCUGCACGAAGUAGAAACAUCGGAGGCAAAUGCUGAAAAUUUCCUGGCAUCUAUGCCCAAUAAGUUUCGUAAAAAUGUUUGGGUUAAACGUGGUGAUUAUGUGCUCGUGGAACCCAUCGAAGAGGGUGACAAAGUGAAGGCAGAGAUUUGUAAAAUCCUUACACCAGAACACAUCAAGGAAUACACCAAAGCGGGUGUGUGGCCAAAGGCGUUUGGUAAGAAACGUGAACACGAGCAAGUGGAAGCGAAUAGCGACGAAGAAGAGUCGGACGGUGAUGACUUGUUGAUGAAAAAUCCGAAUAGGCCAGCACAAACGCAGGAAGAGAGUGAUAGUGAUAGCGAUGCAGAUGAUGAUGAUGGUGAGGAAAACUCAAGUGAUGAGGAUUAAUUUCGGCGACAUUUAGCAUGCUGCAGUAAUUUCCAUACUGCUGCUACCAACAUAUGUGUGCUAUUUUGUGCUAACAACUAAUUUGCGUUAUUUUGCAACUACGUAUGCAUAUUAAAAAUAAUUUAGUGUUAAAAUUUAUCAUAAAUACGUUAAUUAUAUGGUUAUUUUUUAAUGUAAUAAAUAGUAUCGAAACAAAAUUGUUCUUGCA
Messenger RNA from Zeugodacus cucurbitae (melon fly), 878 nucleotides. Its product is annotated as probable RNA-binding protein EIF1AD. Gene Ontology annotation, cellular component: nucleus. Gene Ontology annotation, molecular function: translation initiation factor activity; RNA binding. The record is from RefSeq and is a predicted model, not a curated record. The coding region runs from base 170 to 670 and encodes 166 amino acids. Gene Ontology annotation, biological process: translational initiation. Lineage: Eukaryota; Metazoa; Arthropoda; Insecta; Diptera; Tephritidae. The transcript is spliced from 2 exons.